Messenger RNA from Aspergillus heteromorphus CBS 117.55, 1179 nucleotides. RefSeq names its product S-methyl-5-thioribose-1-phosphate isomerase. The transcript has 2 exons. The record is from RefSeq and is a predicted model, not a curated record. Bases 1 to 1179 code for a protein of 392 amino acids. NCBI's taxonomy places the organism in Eukaryota, Fungi, Ascomycota, Eurotiomycetes, Eurotiales, Aspergillaceae. Gene Ontology annotation, molecular function: S-methyl-5-thioribose-1-phosphate isomerase activity.
AUGACUCUGCAGGCAAUCAGAUACAGUGCUGGCAAUCUAUCUAUCAUUGAUCAGCUACAGCUCCCUUAUGUGGAAAAUUAUAUUCCUAUCCGUACCAGUGACGAAGCCUGGCAUGCAAUCAAAGAAAUGAGGGUGCGAGGAGCUCCUGCUAUUGCCAUUGUAGCAGCCCUAGCCCUCGCCUCCGAGCUCCAGACACUUGUGGCAUACGACCAAAUUUCCUCCAGCGCAGAAGAGGUUCAGGCAUUCAUUAUAGAAAAGCUCCAGUACCUCGUGAGCAGCAGACCUACAGCGGUCAAUCUUGGAGAUGCAUCCCGGAAACUUAGUGCUGUGGUGGUGGAUCACGCCGGGAGACCAGAAUCAAACGGUCACAGCGUCGCGACGGCUUUGAUUCAAGCAGCCGAAGAAAUGCUGGCAAAAGAUAUCAAUGAUAAUAUACAAAUUGGAGCAUAUGGUGCACAAUGGAUUUUGGCGAAUGGCUUAGAUGCGAAGAAAUCAAAAGCCACUGUCCUCACCCAUUGCAAUACAGGAUCUCUUGCAACAUCAGGAUACGGAACAGCAUUGGGUGUUAUUCGUGCACUGGCAUCAACAAGCAAAUUACGACAUGCAUAUUGCACUGAAACACGUCCCUACAAUCAGGGAUCCCGUUUGACAGCAUUUGAAUUGGUCCAUGACAAUAUUCCCGCUACCCUGAUUACAGAUUCGAUGGCUGCCGCUCUGCUUGCUAAAUCGGAGGCUAGUGUAGAUGCGAUCGUAGUUGGUGCGGAUAGGGUGGCAGCAAACGGUGAUACUGCAAACAAAAUAGGCACAUACGCUCUAGCUGUCCUUGCAAAGUAUCACGGAGUGAAGUUCCUUGUCGCUGCGCCACUCACUACAAUUGAUUUGAGCACAAAGACCGGCAACGACAUCAUCAUUGAGGAACGUCCAGCGUCUGAGGUAACAAAGAUUAAAGGACCUCGCGACAAGAGCUCUACCAAUGAGGUGGAGUUUGAGACAGUGUGCAUAGCUGCCAGUGGUAUCAACGUUUGGAACCCAGCAUUUGAUAUUACACCAUCAGCACUCAUUGAUGGUAUCAUCACGGAGAAGGGUGUGGUGGAAAAGGAUGCCAAAGGACGGUUUCAGUUGGAGGAUUUGUUCUGCGAUCCUUCGAUUACAGCAGCCUCUGUUCCCGAGUCUGCUUGA